AUGUCAGCCACAGACAUCUCCACCAUCGGCGUCAUCGGUUCCGGGCAGAUGGGGGGCGGGAUCGCCCAGGUGGCCGCGACGGCGGGCAUCGGCGCGAUCGCGUUCGACACGUCCGAGGGGCAGCUCGAGAAGUGCAAGAAGCUGCACGAGAAGCUCAUGGCCCGCGCGGUCGAGAAGGAGCGGAUGACGCAGGACGAGGCGGACGCGGCGCUGAAGCGCAUCACGUACACGACGCGGAUGUCCGACCUUGACUCGGUGGACUGGAUCGUCGAGGCGGCGGUCGAGAACGCGGAGAUCAAGAAGAAGAUCUUCGCGCAGCUCGCCGAGAUGCACGCGGACGACGAUGUCGUGCUCGCGACGAACACCUCGUCGAUCUCCAUCACCGAGAUCGCCACCGCCUGCGGCGACGCGGCGGACCGCGUGGUGGGCAUGCACUUCUUCAACCCGGUGCCGAUCAUGAAGCUCGUGGAAGUGAUCUCCGGGCUCCAGACGUCCGACGAGGUCGUCCAACGCACCGUCGCGCUCUCGGAGCGGAUGGGCAAGACGCCGCUGAUCGCGAACGACCGGGCCGGGUUCGUCUCCAACCGCGCGUUCUACGCCUGGAUGGAGGGCGUCGCGGAGCCGGAGGCGAUCGACGGGAUCAUGAAGCUCGGCUGCAACUUCCCGAUGGGCCCGCUCCGCCUCGCCGACUUCAUCGGCCUGGACACGUGCGUGCACAUCAUGGACGUGCUGGCGGACGGCCUGAACAACGACCGGUACCGGGCGUGCCCGUUGCUCAAGCAGCUCGUGACGCGCCAGCGUCGCAUCGCGAAGCGACUGAAGUGGACGGCGAUCGCUGUCGCCUGCGCAUUCGCCCUGCUCGCGCUCUGGCACACAGGCUACCGGCUGACCGCGCCUUCGAGAGCGGUCGGUGUUGACUCGACCGGUGUACCCCCGUCGAACGCUCGCUCCGAUUCGCUGACGGUUCUCGCCUACAACAUCGCGCACGGACGCGGCCUCGCGAGGAGCAACUGGGACGGCGGCAGCGCGACGGAGCGGCGGCAGCGACUGGACGCGAUCGCGUCUGUUCUCCGCGAGGCGGGCGCUGAUGUUGUCGUGCUCAACGAGGUGGACUUCGACGCGCCGUGGAGCGGCGGGGUCGACCAGGCGCUCGUGCUCGCGCGGGCGGCGGGGUACCCACACGUCGCGCGCCAGCGGAAUGUCGACGUUUCCCUGCCAUUCUUCGGCGUGAAGUUCGGCAACGCGGUGCUCAGUCGAUUCCCUAUUCGCGGUGCCCGGCUUAUCGAUCUGCCCGCGUACAGGCCCGCCGAGGCGUUCGCGUUCGGCAAGAAGCAGGGUCUGCUCGUCGAUCUCGAACUGCCGAACGGCAAGCCCAUCCGUGCUUUCGCGGUGCACUUGGAUGCGAGAGACGAGGCCACGCGAGUCGAGUCCGCGCUCCGCCUGAUCGCUGCCUGCCAGGAAUCGGAGGCGCCAUUGAUUGCCGCCGGGGACUUCAACGCGCACGCCCCCGGCUCGGCUGGCGCUCCCGUGGACGCGACCGGCCGGAAUACGAUCAAGACGCUCGUGGAAUCCGGCCGGCUCACUCCGGCGCUCCUCGGCCCCGCGGAGUCGGCCGGGUUCACGUUCCCGUCGAGCACCCCGACGCGCACGCUGGAUUGGGUGUUCGCGACAUCUCACUUUCGCGCGACCGAUUUCCGCGUCAUCGAUUCCCCGCUGUCCGAUCACCUGCCCGUCCUCGC
Messenger RNA from Symbiodinium necroappetens, 1739 nucleotides. NCBI's taxonomy places the organism in Eukaryota, Dinophyceae, Suessiales, Symbiodiniaceae. The record is from the annotation of a GenBank genome assembly.